AUGCAUUCACUCACGAUUGUCGCUAUUUUAAUUGUGGCUAACUGUUAUUUUACAUUGGCGAACCCCAUUUCAAAUCUAUUUGGUGCUGUAGACACUGAAACACCGCCAUAUGAUGUUAUCAGUAAAGGUACGAAAUAUGAAGUUCGUCGUUAUCGAUCACAAUUAUGGGCACAAGUAGAAUAUACUGUUGAUGCAUCAACAGAUUUUGGUGAUAAAUUAUCGAUCGGAUUUCAACCAUUAUUUCAAUACAUAACGGGUAAAAAUGAAAAAGAACAAAAAAUUCCCAUGACAGCACCAGUAGUUAUGCAACAAGUAAAUUCUGAUUCUACUCGCCGACGAAUGGCAUUCAUCAUGCCAGCAAGUGAAUUUACAGAACUUAGUCAAUUACCAAAACCAACAGAUUCAACUGUUAAACUCAUUGCUGUCAAUGAACCUUUAGCUUUGGCUUGCAUCACAUUCAACAUGGGUAUCACAAGUAAACGGGUUGAUACACGCGAAGAAGAACUUCGUCAAGCAACAACUGCUGAUAAAAUUCAAUUAGUAACUGGCCGUGAAAAUGUUCGUGUUGGUGGUUACAAUCCACCAUGGACAUUACCUUGGUUUAGAAAAAAUGAACUCUGCAUUCCACUGGUUAAUCAAGCUUAA
Messenger RNA from Adineta ricciae, 645 nucleotides. Lineage: Eukaryota; Metazoa; Rotifera; Eurotatoria; Adinetida; Adinetidae. The record is from the annotation of a GenBank genome assembly.